UCGAGCGCAUCAGUAUCAUGGUGAUCCUGCUGAACUGCGUCACUCUGGGGAUGUACCAGCCCUGCGAGAACAUCGACUGCACCUCAGAGCGCUGUCAGAUUCUACAGGCAUUCGAUGCAUUUAUCUAUAUUUUCUUUGCACUGGAGAUGGUGGUGAAGAUGGUGGCUCUGGGAAUCUUUGGCCGUCGCUGUUAUCUUGGCGAUACUUGGAACAGACUGGACUUUUUCAUCGUCAUGGCAGGGAUGGUUGAAUACUCCCUUGAUCUCCAGAACAUCAACUUCUCUGCCAUCAGAACAGUGCGUGUACUCAGACCUCUCAAAGCCAUCAACAGAGUACCCAGUAUGCGUAUCCUGGUGAACCUAGUGAUUUGUUACCGUGCCAACCAUGGAAAUGUGCUUCUGCUCUGUUUCUUUGUCUUCUUCAUUUUUGGCAUCAUUGGCGUGCAGCUGUGGGCUGGACUAUUAAGAAAUCGCUGUUACCCAGAGGAGAACUUCACCCUCACAUCUGGCAUCACCCUCCCCGCCCCAUAUUAUCAGCCUGAGGAGGAUGACGAGCGGCCCUACAUCUGCUCGUUGGCCCAGGAUAACGGCAUCAUGUCCUGCAGCGACGUGCCCGCUCGGAGAGAAGGCGGACGGGAGUGCUGUCUAGAUAAAGAGGAUGCGCUGCACCGUCAGGCCCUGGGCCUGAGCGCGGAGCCACUGGUCAACGGCAGUGCCUCUGCCAUGGGGCUCUGUGUAAACUGGAACCAGUACUACACCCGCUGUCAUACAGGACACACCAACCCACAUAAAGGAGCGAUCAAUUUUGACAACAUAGGUUAUGCAUGGAUCGUCAUAUUUCAGGUGAUCACGCUGGAGGGCUGGGUGGAGAUCAUGUACUAUGUCAUGGACGCUCAUUCCUUCUACAACUUCAUCUACUUCAUAUUCCUCAUCAUCAUUGGAUCUUUCUUCAUGAUUAAUCUGUGCCUGGUGGUCAUUGCCACUCAGUUUUCAGAGACCAAACAGCGAGAGCACCAGCUGAUGCAAGAGCAACGCGCUCGCUACCUGUCCUCCAGCACGCUGGCUUCGCUCGCUGAGCCCGGAGACUGUUACGAGGAGCUCUUCCAGCUGGUCUGCCACAUCCUGCGCAAGGCCCGCCGCCGCUCAGCCGCCCUUUACUACAUGCUCCGUGGCAAAGCCCCUCCCCCUGGAGGAGGGAGGGGGCGUGGCAGGGGAGGGGCAGGAUCGACAGGGGGAGGAGCUAAUGUGAAUGGCAGCGAAAGACACCACUGCCAUUCUACUCAGACGCCUCACUGUAUUCACGAUAACAAGUUGGACCACAGCUCCCAACCUCUGGAGAACGCCAUCUCCCUCUCCAUCACCCCAAACCCAGAGGAGUGUCCACAGUGUGCUGCCGCCCUGUCACUCAAGGAGGGGGCGGGAUCGACGGGGCACUCGGCCAAUGGGGAGGAAGAGGAGGGUGCGCUGGAGGAGACCGACAGGGAUGAGAGCCGCUUGGACGAGAAGGGGGACGAUGACUCCGUGGACUCGCCAAAGAGGAAACGCAUCUGUUUUGGGAAAUGUAAAGAUGUUUGGGAUGAAAUGAGAGUGAAGCUUUGGGGUAUAGUUGAAAGCAAGUACUUCAACAGAGGGAUUAUGAUCGCCAUCCUCAUCAAUACAAUCAGCAUGGGCAUCGAGCACCAUAACCAGCCUGAUGAACUGACUAAUGUCCUGGAGAUUUGUAACAUAGUGUUCACCAGUAUGUUCACCCUGGAGAUGAUCCUCAAGCUGACUGCCUUUGGCUUCUUUCAAUAUCUGAGAAACCCCUACAACAUCUUUGAUGGAAUUAUUGUGAUCAUCAGUGUAUGUGAGAUCAUUGGGCAGUCUGACGGGGGUCUGUCCGUCCUGAGGACGUUCAGACUGUUGAGGGUCAUAAAGCUGGUGCGGUUCAUGCCAGCUCUGCGCAGACAGCUGGUGGUCCUGAUGAAGACCAUGGACAACGUGGCCACCUUCUGCAUGUUACUAAUGCUCUUUAUCUUCAUAUUCAGUAUUCUGGGAAUGCACAUAUUUGGCUGCAAGUUCAGCCUGAGGACAGAGGCUGGGGACACAGUACCUGACAGGAAAAACUUUGACUCCCUGCUGUGGGCCAUUGUCACAGUGUUUCAGAUCCUAACUCAAGAGGACUGGAACAUGGUUUUGUAUAAUGGCAUGGCCUCUACCUCCCCCCUGGCUGCCCUGUAUUUCGUUGCGCUCAUGACUUUUGGGAACUAUGUUCUGUUCAAUCUGCUUGUGGCUAUCUUAGUGGAAGGAUUUCAGGCUGAGGGUGAUGCUAACCGUUCCUACUCUGACGAUGACAGAUCCUCUUGUAACUUAGAAGAAACUGAGAAAAAGGACUCACUCCAGCUGUCAGAUCCCAAGAUUUCCACUUUGACCCCUAAUGGGCAUCUGGAUUUGGCACCUGCACUCAACGCCAGGGGCCUGUACCCGUCUGAAAGGCUGAGCUUUGCCCUGGGUUCCCGCAAGAGCAGCGUUACCUCUCUGGGCAGGGCUAGCCUGGAGCAGACGGCGCUGUGUCCAGGACGAGCCUCUCUGUACCACAACUGGGGACGGCCCGCGCGGCCAGGAAUAUGGAGUCGCAGGUCGAGCUGGAACAGCUUGGGUCGAUCCUCCAGAUGCCUGGGGAUGGGGGGCGGAGGCAGUUUAAGGGUCCGUAGCCCUCACUCUCACCCCGCUGAGCAGGAGUCCCUGCUGUCUCCUCUGCCCCCUCCUCUGCACCCGCCUCUGCUCUCCAGACACUUUGUCCCGCGCAGAGAACGGCGGGCUCUCUCUCUGGAGCUUCCUGAGCUGCUGCAGGUGCCUGGACCGGCCUUGCCUCCUCUGCAUCCCCGGCAAAGCAAGAAGAGCUUCUCUGGGGGUCUGGGAAGCGUUGGAGAGCACCAGGACUGUAAUGGGAAGACACCGUCAGGCCAACCACAAAUCAUCAAUGAGGUCUACCCUCAGGUCAAUGCACGCAAGGACAGGGAGGAUCUGGACGAUGAGCUGGACUAUAGUCUAUGUUUCCGGAUGCAGAAGAUGAUAGAGGUGUACAGACCAGACUGGUGUGAGACCAGGGAAGACUGGUCCGUCUUCCUCUUCUCUCCCCAAAACAAGUUCAGGUUGUUGUGCCAGUCCAUUAUUGCCCAUAAGCUGUUUGACUAUGUGGUGCUGGUCUUCAUCUUCUCAAACUGCAUCACUGUGGCUCUGGAGAGACCCAAGAUCCUUCAGGGUAGCCUGGAGAGGCUUUUCCUCACCGUGUCCAAUUACAUUUUCACAGCCAUAUUUGUGGGGGAGAUGACACUCAAGGUGGUGUCUAUGGGUUUGUAUCUUGGAGAGCAGGCGUACUUGCGCAGCAGUUGGAACAUUUUGGAUGGUUUCCUGGUGUUUGUGUCUUUGAUUGACAUUGUCGUGUCGAUGGCGGGCGGGGCUAAGAUCCUGGGGGUGCUCAGGGUCCUCAGGCUUCUGCGCACACUGCGCCCCCUCAGGGUUAUCAGUCGAGCUCCUGGCCUCAAACUGGUUGUGGAGACUUUGAUCACCUCUCUGAAGCCUAUAGGAAACAUAGUUCUCAUCUGCUGUGCUUUUUUCAUCAUCUUUGGCAUCCUGGGAGUCCAGCUUUUCAAAGGCAAGUUCUACUACUGCUUGGGCCUGGAUGUCAAAAACAUCACUAACAAGUCUGACUGCCUCUUGGCCAAUUAUAAGUGGGUCCAUCACAAGUACAACUUUGACAACUUGGGGCAGGCUCUGAUGUCCCUGUUUGUGCUGGCAUCGAAGGACGGCUGGGUCAACAUCAUGUAUCAUGGUUUGGACGCAGUGGCAGUGGACCAGCAGCCCAUAACCAAUAACAACCCCUGGAUGCUGCUGUACUUCAUCUCCUUUCUCCUGAUCGUCAGUUUCUUCGUACUGAACAUGUUUGUUGGAGUGGUGGUGGAGAACUUCCACAAGUGCCGACAGCACCAGGAGGUGGAGGAGGCCAAGAGGAGAGAGGAGAAGAGACUGAGACGCAUGGAGAAAAAGAGACGGAAGGCCCAGAAGUUGCCCUACUAUGCCAGUUACAGUCACGUGCGACUGAUGAUCCACACCCUGUGCACCAGUCACUACCUGGACAUCUUCAUCACCUUCAUCAUCUGUGUAAACGUUGUGACUAUGUCACUGGAGCACUACAGCCAGCCUCAUUCUCUGGAGAUCACACUCAAGUACUGUAAUUAUUUCUUCACCAGCACCUUUGUGCUGGAGGCUGUCCUGAAGCUCAUUGCAUUUGGCUUCCGACGUUUCUUCAAAGACAGGUGGAACCAGCUGGAUUUGGCUAUAGUGCUGCUGUCAGUCAUGGGAAUCACGUUGGAGGAGAUCGAGAUCAGUGCUGCUUUGCCCAUCAACCCCACCAUCAUACGCAUCAUGAGGGUCCUGCGCAUCGCACGUGCCAUCACUGAGUCAGUGUGCCAUCACUCUACAUCUGUACGGGGGGGAGCCGGCGGCAGUGUGGGGAACCUUGGCCUCCUCUUCAUGCUGCUGUUCUUCAUUUAUGCUGCACUGGGGGUGGAAUUGUUUGGAGAGCUGGUGUGCAACGAGGACUAUCCAUGUGAGGGCAUGAGUCGGCACGCCACCUUUGAGAACUUCGGCAUGGCGUUCCUCACCCUCUUCCAGGUCUCUACUGGUGACAACUGGAACGGCAUAAUGAAGGACACUCUUCGAGAAUGCCCGCCAGGCGAAUACGCCUGUAAUCCCAGCCUACAAUUCAUCUCUCCGUUGUACUUUGUGAGCUUUGUGCUCACGGCCCAGUUUGUUCUCAUCAAUGUGGUCGUGGCAGUGCUGAUGAAACACCUGGACGACUCCAACAAAGAAGCCCAGGAGGAGGCAGAGAUGGAUGCGGAGAUUGAGCUGGAGCUGGCCCAGGGAACGCUCUGCUGCAUCGGAGGAGGAGGGUCUGGAGCGGAGAGGAGCAGUGGGGGGCAUCAGGGGGCUGGACCCAGCUCUACUGUUCCACCUCACUCCCCAAACACACUCCCAGGGGUCCACGAGCCCAACAGCGCCAGGAAACUCUACUCACCAGCCCAGGAGAACUUGUGGCUGGACAGUGUAUCUCUGCUUAUCAAAGAUUCGUUUGAAGGGGAGAUGCUGAUGAUUGACAACCUCUCUGGCUCCGUCUUCCAUCAUUACUCCUCCCCACCCGUCUGCAAGGACUGCAGGACUCAUCCGCAAGAGCAGAUCCACAUGGCUGAACUGGAGCAGGCGUCUCUGAGGUCGGAGCAGCUCUCAGAUAAGUCAUCCUCAUCAGCGCUGCCUGAUGACCUCAGCCUGGACGAGCAGAGCAUGUACCAGAUGGCUGUCAAAGAGGGCAAGGAAAGGGGUUGUGAUGAGUGCCUAAACACUGAAGAACCUGGAGGGAGAGGUCACAGCAGGUUACGGCGAGCCUCUUGGGUUCACAGCUCUGGGACAGAGGAUGGGGCGGCAGUGAAUGGAGGCGGUUCUCAAAGUCCACAUCACAACACACCUGCUCGUCACAGCAUAGGUGGAGUUCCCUGUAGCAGCAGUAAUCAGGAGCACCCAGGGGUUUCUGGAGCUUCGAGCCGCUCUACCACUCCCAUCCGUCUCCCUGCUGAAUUCUUCCACCCAGCUGCAGCGGCCCUCCCCGCACCUCCGAGAGGCCGACCGGAACACAAACCAAGAGGGCUUCGGCUAACUUCCCCAGCCUCAUGGGCGUCUCUACGCUCUCCUGGAGCAAACACCAGGCUGCUCACCACACAGUAUCCAUCUCACAGUGACUCCUCCCUGGCUACGGGGAGCUCAGAGAGCAGCCUACCGACCACCAUGGAAGAAGGGCUCAGUUUCAUCGUAUCCACCACCCAGCCGCUGCUGGACACACUCCUCAACGAUCGCGCCAGCCUCUCCACGGAGACCGUGAGACCCAGUCCUCCAGCCAUCCAGAACCUCCAAACUACGAGGGGACACCAGCGCAGCAAGAGCAGCUGUGAAACGGACAUCAGUGCAGGAAGAACUCGGCAAGGCUCCGAUGAGAAUGUAGGGAUGGUACGGUGCGGCUCUAACCAGACGUGUGACAGCCAGCAGCUCUCAGAGACGCCGAGCAGCCUGUCGCUGACGUCGCUGCUUCUGCCGAGCUCUGUAGCGCCCCCGUCUGUGAAAAAGUGCAACAGCACGGGCAGCUUAGACCACGGGACUCUCACAACCCAAGAAAAAGUGUUCAUAAAAGAGCCACAGGGUAAAAUCACCAGCCCCUGGAAAGAAAGUAGAGAAGCAAGAAGAGAGAGUCAGUCGGAGGCAGCACAAGGAAAAGACGGGGAAAGUACAAGCCAAAUAACAAUUGUGGGCUCCAGGAGAAAUAGAUGAAACUUUACCUAGUGUUAGUUAUUUCUAAGGUCCACUACUCGAUCUCUGUUUUUUUCAGGGAGCAGUUUGACAUGUGGCAUUCCAUCUCAAAGUCUUUCUCUCUCUAUCUCCCUGUUUUCAUUUGUGACCUGUUACCAUUUUGUAUUUGCUUGUGGUAAACGUCCAACAGGACUGUAGAGAAACUGGAUAGAGAGACCUGAGAGCAGUUUGGCCCCUUAGAGCAUGACUAGACCGAAGGGGACUGUUCAAACAGCUGCCUGAACAAUCAGGUCAGGAGACGACAUACAGUACAGGCAAAGCUUUCCGUAUGCCGGAAUGCUGGGAGUUUUCUUAAAAGUUAGUUAAAAAGGAAAAAAAAAAGAUACACCUACAAGCAUAUAUAUAGAGGAACUGAAAAGAUAAGGAGAUACAGUUCAAAAAAAUACAGUAAAAGAGAUUGAUUCUCUAAAAGAGGGCAUGUUGUGUUCAAUGAUUUAAUGCAGUUCCAUUACAAUGAAGAUUUUAGGAUUUUAACUCUUUCAGUAUACACAUACUUUUUACAG
Molecule: messenger RNA, 6898 nt
Organism: Sinocyclocheilus rhinocerous
Lineage: Eukaryota; Metazoa; Chordata; Actinopteri; Cypriniformes; Cyprinidae
Gene: cacna1ia
Product: calcium voltage-gated channel subunit alpha1 Ia
Exons: 36
Coding region: 18-6356 (2112 amino acids)
Biological process (GO): calcium ion import; membrane depolarization during action potential; calcium ion transmembrane transport
Cellular component (GO): voltage-gated calcium channel complex; plasma membrane; voltage-gated sodium channel complex
Molecular function (GO): low voltage-gated calcium channel activity; voltage-gated sodium channel activity
Source: RefSeq, a predicted model, not a curated record